Prorocentrum cordatum is the source of this 4503-nucleotide messenger RNA. The record is from the annotation of a GenBank genome assembly. Lineage: Eukaryota; Dinophyceae; Prorocentrales; Prorocentraceae.
UGCGCAUGGAUGGCGUCUGCGCAGAGGCCGCCCGCCGCCGCGCCGGUGGCGCCGCGAGGCCGACGAACGCCAAGCAGACCGGCGCGCGUCGCAAGGAGCUGGCUGCAGGUGGGCGCCCGCGCAAGGGCGCCCGCCGCCCCGCCGGCGGCGCCGGGGAGCCGACGAGCGCCGUGCAGACCGCCGCGCGCCGCGAGGAGCCAGGUGAUACCGCCGAAGGAAUGGGUGACGGCGCAGACGGAGAUGACGGAGAAGACGGAGAAGAAGACGAAGAAGAAGAAGAAAGCGAUGAAGAAGAGAAUUACGUUGAGCUCAGCUCUUGGGAUAAGGUGGAGUUGGAAAUGGGGUGGUUCAUGUACUUCAUCCUGAUGAUGGUCACUUUGUUCUCUUAUGACAUGCUCAGGGACAUGCUCGAGCCGAUGCCCGUUUCCGACAAGUUGACGACGUCGUUUGACGGCCAGGGGGGCUCUCUCGAGGUGGACAGAGGUUUUCUCUACAGCGCUUUCUGGGGAACUGGUGAGGCUGCCUCUCUCGUGAACUUCAUAACUGUCGCGCUCUCGCUCUGCAAUUUCUAUUCGUUCUCUGUCCUCACUGAGGCGAAGAUGAAAGAUGAGUUCAAACAUUACAAGUUCGCUGGCAUCGACGUGGACGCGUUUGAUUUGAAUCGCAUCGCCGAGCUGAGUGCGUUGCCGAUAUUCACCAUCUUGUUCCUUGGGCGCCUUGCCGCGGUCCCGUCUCAUCCCCAAUGGGCUGCCUACGGCAUCUCGGGCCCGUUGCGCUUCUUCUUUUGGAACGGCUACACCUUGGUGGAAGCCUUUGCUCUUGCCAACGAGUUUGUUUACCUUCGAGGGAAUAUGUGGCUUGAGCACCACGAUCACUUCAACUUGCUCUGGCUUUUCUUUCUCCGCGUCCUUGAGAUGGCGGCCAGAAACAAAUGGGCCGGGUUCGUGAAGUUGACGACUGUCGUUUCCAAGAAAGGAAAAUUGUUGGGCGUCUCGUUCGUGAUCACGUUCGUGAUCUGGACCCUUAUGAGCGGCCUCUAUUUCAUCGCAAAUCGCACCAACACUGGCGAGAGUGCAGUGUGGGAGGCUGCCAGGUACCGAGAUGCAGACGGCGAGUUGAAACCGUUUGUGAAGUUCGAGUCGAUUCCAUCUUCUAUGUGGUAUGUGCUCAUCAAUCGAAUAGAGCACCCCCUUGCUGAUGCCCACGUGACCUUCUUCCAACGAUUCAACGUGUGCCUGGUCUGCAUCUUCGCGAUGCCAAUAUUCGCACUACCAACGUCUGUACUGCAGGCAGCGCUCUUUCCUCACGAUGGUAAGGAGGAGCUGGCGGCUGAGAGUGCUGACGCGCCAGACCCGCAGCCACCCCGAAAUGUGUGCAGCUCCUACGGAGGCAUCUCGACUGCCAUCCUGGCGUUUGGUUCGAUCUUUACAUAUUUCCUAUGGACAGCGAGAAACACGACACACUCGACUGUCUUCACUGUGCCAGUGCAUGUGUCCGACUCGACCUUCGCCACCAUUGAUGGCACGGUGGCAGCCGUUUUCAUGAUGGAAUGGCUCUGGCGAAUCUUUCUCAACGGCCCUUCCUACAUCGUGUCGAUCUUGGGCGUCGUCGAUCUCGUGGCUUGGGCACCAGGGAUUGCACAUUUGAGUCUCUAUCUGGACAGCUUGCAGGUUGGCCCAUGGCUCUGUGCGGCGAUCGUUCUCCGGGUCCUCAAGAUCGAGCGUUACGUAGAGUCGUUCCGCACAAUGUUCAAGAUUGCAUGGGAAAGUGCUUCGCUCCUGAGUGCGACGCUCCUUCUAUCCAGCAUCAUGUGGAUGGUGUUUUCCACACUCCUCUAUGCCACGGAGCGCGACAGUCCGGAUGAGGAGAUGCAGGACACUUAUGGGUCCCUCAUGCGGUCGCUCUGGGCGGAGAUCAUCAACCUCCAUGGAGAAUGGCCUUGGGCAGAUUACACAGCCAGGGGCAAGGGCGUCGGAUGUUUCAUCGCGCUGUUCAGCAUCAUGAUCUUCUGUGUGCCGAUAACGAUUUUUGGCAACGGGUUCUCGCGCGCCAUCAUGGCCGACAGGACCGCGGAGGACAAGAUGUUCAAUCGGGAUCCUUGGCAAAAGCACUGCCGGCCAGAGGAGGAGACGCAGCAAUUGAUCUAUGACCUAUUCUACGAACACCUCCAUGUGAAACCCGGGGGCACGCUCACACUGGCGUAUCGCAUCAUUCGCGGCGUUUUGAUAACCACGACCCUCGCGACUACGAUGGUAACUCUUGUAAUGACUCUCAAGAUGGAGACAAUGGGCGAGUGGUAUCCCACUUUGUGGCGUUCCGGCUUCAUCAUCGAUUGCCUCGCCUUCGGUCUAUUCUUGUGCGCGCUGGGAUGUCGGCUUGUUGCAACGGACAUGCAGCAUGCCUAUACGUUUACAGGGAUCUGCGAUGUUAUCUCGCUGGUCGCUCUCGCCAUGACCCUGGCCCCUGAUUUCCGCGAGUCGGCAUUCCAUCCAACGUACCGCCGCGACGUGGGCCUCACCGGCAUGGCAGACGACUGCAUGGUGCUCUUCCGGCUGCUCUGCCUCUUCUCCCUGGAGUCGUACUUCGCCGCCCUGCACGUCCUGAAGAAUGUGGUAUGGCUCAACCGCAAGCCGCUCAUUCGGAGCGGUGGUGGGCUUGUCGCGUGCUGGCUUAUCCACGCGACGCUCCUCUACAUGUUCGAGCACAACGACGCGAGUGCCGUGGUCGAGCCAGCAGAGGCCUUCGAGAAUGUUUCGAGCAGCUUCGCGCAACAGAAUCGGAGCUUGUUCGCUGCUCACCGUGGUCUUCGCCAGCCUGACGACGACGGCGCUGACGGCGGCGACGAUGACGACGACGCCGAGCUGACCAUGGCCGACCGCUACGCGAGCAUCCCGCGAGCCCUUCAGUACAGCAUUGUCCAUCUCUUCGGGGACUUCCCAGAGUCAGACUACUCGCUUUCCUCCAAGUGCGUGCACUUCUUCGGGAUCAUGGUCGGCAUAGCUAUCAUUUCAAGCUUCGCAGGCGUCUUCAUCGCAGGCUUCAACGACUACCUUCGAGACGAGCGGCAAGAGGAGCUGGCCGAACUGCGUCUCCGCCGUGCCAUAGUGGUCAUGAGAUCGACCAAGGCAAUUCAGCGCAGGUUCCGUGCUUCAAAGGCGAUCAGGGAUGAAGAAGCAACCCAGGGGCAAAUGCCUCAACCCAGGCCAAGGCCACAGGCUUCAUUCUGGAAGAAGGUUGCCUUGGAGUGCACCUUCGGGAAGCUGUCUGUACUCUUCAACUGCUUGCUGUGCUUCAACCUGCUCUGCACUCUUUUCUCCUCCCUCCCUGAGUGGAACAGGCACGGAGGGGGAAGAGUUGGGAGCGCGCUCUUGUGGCUGGAGAUGGGUUGCACAAUCGCAUUCACCUUCGAGUGCAUGAUGCAUUUCAUCGCCACCCCCCGGUUCUCUUAUUGGCGCAUCAUCGAGAUCAUCUGCAUCCUCCCUGGUAUGUUCGAGAUCGCCUACAGCGCGCAGCAGUCCCUCGGCGUGCAGGGUGAGAGGAACGGCUACUUGGACGACGUGUUCGAGGCACUCCUGGUCGUACGUGUCGUGCGCAUCCUGAAUUUCUCCGUCAUCCGGCGCGAGGUGACGAUGAUAUUGAGGACGCUCGAGGAGGCUGCCCCCCAGCUGUUGCCACCGAACCAUCCCGGGAUACCUGGCGCUCAACGUCUGGGUCACGUCCUCCGCCCUCUUCAUGUGGCUCGAGAACUACUACAAGGAGGAGGGCGGCGAGGCGGAGAACAUGACCUCGGUGCCCGCGACGAUGUACUGGUGCUGCAUCUACCUGACCGGCGAGUGGGCGAACGUCGACUUCACCUACGCGGGCUCCAGGCUCUGCAUACUGUACGUCGUCUUUGGGAUCGCCCUGUUCUCCAUCCCCGUGGGUAUCAUCGUCGGGGCCAUGGAGACUGCAGUCCAGGCGCUCGAGCUCGAGAAGGCCGACAUGGAGGAGCAGGUCCACCAGACGACGCUGCAGCUGCACGGGCAGCCCAACCCCACGCCCUCCCGAGCAGCUGCAGCUGCAGCUGCACCAGUAGCUGCAUAGCCGGCGCCUCCCGAGCACGAGGGGGCUGCCGCGGACGCGGCCAGCUCCUGAGAGGCCUCGCGGGCGGGGGUCCGCGGCGCCUGCGUCGCGCCGUUCUCCGGCCGGCGUGUCCGCGUGGAGCUGGCGAUCGGGGGCCGCCCCGCACGUGCCUUUUAUAAUGCCGCCUAUGCGCCAGUCGCUCCUCUUGCGCUUGCCAGAAAUAUUCAGGUGCUGGAGGGUGGGUCUUUCCACCCCUUCCUCGACCCCCUUCGUCCCGAGGCACCGUCUGCAAGCGGGCAGCUGCGCUGGACACACCCCUUUUGGAGCUCUGCGCAGCACAGCGCGAAGAGGAGGAAAAGAGGGUGAGGGCCUCAGCGGUGGGGCGAAGGCGCCGAACGCUCCGAGCUGCUGGCUGCCCCCUGCUGUAACAACCGCUCUUUC